Molecule: messenger RNA, 678 nt
Organism: Lactuca saligna
Lineage: Eukaryota; Viridiplantae; Streptophyta; Magnoliopsida; Asterales; Asteraceae
Source: the annotation of a GenBank genome assembly
AUGCAGAAACGUAUUGGUGCACACUUACUCACCUAUCCCUCUCUUAUCUCUUCUGUUCCCAAGCCCAUACAAUACACCCCCUCUUUCUCUCUGCUACUCCAUCUCUUUCUGACUAUAUACAUUAACACUUCACCUUCACAUUUUCCAAUCACCAUAAACAAACUACUUUCUGAACUCUUUUCUUCUUCAUCUUCUAAACUGUUAUCUUUUGGUUCCAUUCAUCACAUUCACACUUCUUCUUUUUUCAUCAAGGUGAGAGAAUAUGGAAGGUGGAAAUGUUCUCAAGCUUUAGGGGGGCAUCAAAAUGCUCACAAGAAAGAGAGGACAGCAGCAAGAAAGGCUAAAAGGGCAGCUAAUGUCCAAUGCAAUUACUCUGCUUCUUUGCUUCCACAGCCUCCAUUACUAUUUGCUCCCUCAAAUCAGAUUGGGAUUCUUAAUCCAUCUCUUUAUAUUACUGCUCAUGCAGCUAAUAUUUGUCAGUUUCAAAGUCAACAGUUUGGAUCUGAUAAUCUUAUGUACUACAGAGCCAACUACAUUAAUCAGAAUCCUUAUUAUCAGUUUGAUCAAGAAGAUGAACAUCAGCAAAGUUUCUUGAAUUCACCAGAAAAGAUGUUUGUGAUGAAUGAGAGUAAUAAGGAUAAAGAUGGUCAAAAGCUUGAUCUUUCACUCCAUUUAUGA